This is a messenger RNA of Geosmithia morbida, 1059 nucleotides long. RefSeq names its product putative amidohydrolase. Gene Ontology annotation, molecular function: hydrolase activity, acting on carbon-nitrogen (but not peptide) bonds, in linear amides. The record is from RefSeq and is a predicted model, not a curated record. Bases 1 to 1059 code for a protein of 352 amino acids. NCBI's taxonomy places the organism in Eukaryota, Fungi, Ascomycota, Sordariomycetes, Hypocreales, Bionectriaceae. The transcript has a single exon.
AUGUCAGAGGAUCGAAAGAUCAUCGUCGCGGCGGCCCAGCUGGGACCUAUCCAGCUGGAAACGCCGCGUGAGAAGGUUCUGCAGCGCAUGCUCAAACUCCUAGACGACGCAUCCUCGCAAGGCGUGCGUCUCGUGACGUUUCCCGAGCUGGCCCUGACAACCUUCUUCCCGCGACAUGUGCUCACAGACGAAGCCGAGCUGGCCAAGUUCUUCGAGCCCGAGUCCGAGGGGGAGCCGAAAGCACUACGUGCGAGCCCGAACCUCAAGCCCUUGUUUGACAAGGCUCAGGGCCUCGGCAUCGACUUUGCCGUUGGCUACGCCGAGAGGUGGACCGAUGCCGCAGGCAAGAAGACGGACUACAACACCAUGAUCUACUACUCUGCCAUCGAAGACUCCAUUAUCAGCAAGUACCGCAAAGUGCACCUCCCCGGGUCGUACGAGCCCUUCAACAGACCCAACUUCUCCGAGCAGCUGGAGAAGCGGUACUUUACGCCGGGCGAUCUAGGCUUCCCCGCCUUCCGCGCCCCGGGCCUCGUCAACGACGCCGCCAAGGCCGAUAGCAAGGAUUCCACACCGGGAAAAGGGGACCCGAUCCUCGGAAUGCUCAUCUGCAACGACAGGCGUUGGCCCGAGGCCUGGAGAUGCUACGGCCUCCAGGGCGUCGAGCUGGUUCUCGAGGGAUACAACACCACGGGAUAUGCCCCGCAGAACAGGGGAGACGAGGAGGAGCAGUACGACCUUGCUGUGUUCCACCACCGUCUCUCAUGCCAGGCUGGCAGCUACCAGAAUGCUUGCUUCAGCAUCAAUACUGCCAAGGCUGGCGUCGAGGAUGGCGGUCUGCUCAUUGCGGGGUCCGUCAUAGUGGCCCCGAGUGGCAAGAUUGUCGCCGAGUCCAAAACGCGCGACGAUGAGCUUGUCGUCGCGGAGAUAGACCUUUGCGAUUGCGCGCGCUACAAGAACGGCGUCUUCAACUUUGCCAAGCACAGGAGGGUGGAACACUACUCACCCAUCGUGAACCAGGUCGGUGCGGUGGAGAUCCCGCUAUUGUCUUCCAAGUAG